CCUGCCAGCACAGAUCAGACUGGUGCUGUUUCUUCCCAAACCAAAGAAACCAUCAAAAGGUGCCAAGCUGAACUGAAAUCUUACCUCCAAAAUAAAACAAAGGAUCUGUUUCAAGGAAUAAGUGAAAGUGAAUCAUCAGCUCCUUUGAGCAAGAGCUAUACGGAGCUUUACAUCACACAGCGAGGCAGUGGGGAGGUUAACAGUGAACAUGAAGUGGUUGAACUAGAAUGUAAAAAGAGGAUGAGUGAGGAGAAGAAAAUCAACCUCAGUCACAUUUUUCAACCUUUAUCAAACAAAGAGACUCCUCCCCGGAUGGUCCUGACGAAGGGAAUCGCUGGUAUUGGAAAAACUGUUGCUGUCAUCACUCGUGACAGGGGAGCAGGAGAAGCGACCGACACUGUUCAGUUCAUAUUUCCCUUCACUUUCAGAGACUUGAAUCUGAUAAAGGAACCACGUUUGAGUCUUAUGGCGUUAAUAGCUGAUUACUUCGAAGAAGUGAAGGAUUUGGAAACAUCAGACUACAAAAAUUCAAGUGUUCUGUUCAUCUUCGACGGCCUGGACGAGAGCAAACUCCCUCUGGACUUUGAGAACAAUGAGACAUGCCGCAGUGCUACAAAGCCUACAACAGUAGAUGCCCUGCUAACCAACUUGAUCAAAGGGGAGCUGCUGCACAAAGCCUCAGUCUGGAUCACAACUAGACCGGCCGCAGCCAGUAAGAUUCCACCCAGGUUCAUCCACAGACUGACCGAGGUACGAGGCUUUAAUGAUCAGCAGAAGGAGCAGUACUUUCAAAAGAACAUCAGGGUCGAGGGCAUGUCCCAGAAGGUCAUAAGUCAUCUACAGCGUAGAGAGCUGGGAAGUCUGUACAUCAUGUGCCACAUCCCGGUGUUCUGUUGUAUUUCAGCUGCAGUUCUGCAGAAUCUCCUCACUGACACUCAGGACAACGAGCUGCCCAAGACGGUGACCGAAAUGUACACACACUUUCUGAUCAUCCAGACAAAACGGAAGCAUGAGAAGCAUUAUCAGAAAGGUGAAACAGACAAAGACGUCAUCAUGAAAAUGGGAAAGCUGGCGUUUGAGCAGCUGAAGGAGGGAAACAUCAUUUUCUCUGAAAAAGAUCUACAAGCUUGUAACACGGAUCCUAAAGAGGCGUCCGUUUAUUCAGGACUUUGUACACAGAUCAUAAGAAAAGAACAUGGCCUGUACAGACAGGACAGAUACUCCUUUAUACAUUUAAGUGUUCAGGAGUUCCUUGCAGCUCUGUUUGUAUUAGAGACAUUAAACAGCAGUGGUGAAAAUCUGCUUCAGACGAGGGUGAAACGUCGAUCAGAGAGAGGAGAAAAUCCUGUCACCCUCCUCCACAAGAGUGCAGUGGACAUGGCCUUGGACACCAAGCACGGACGAUGGGACUUGUUUCUGCGCUUCCUGCUUGGUCUGUCACAGGACAAGAAUCAGGCACUUCUUGAGAAAAUAUUUGAAAACAAAGGAGCCCGUCUGCAGAGCAACCAGGAGACAAUCAAGUAUAUUCACAAUCUGAUCAGGAAACGUUCCUACUCUGAGACAAGUAUCAAUCUGUUCCACUGUUUAAAUGAGCUGGGUGACCAGUCGCUGGUAGAGGAAGUCCAAAUGUACCAGAGAUCCGGAGAUGUCAACAAAAUUUUACCUGCACAUUGGUCGGCUCUGGCCUUCCUGCUGCUUGUUUCUGAGGAAAAUCUGGAUGUUUUUGACCUGAAGAAAUUCUGCCGAUCAGAUGAAGCUCUGCAAAGGCUGGUGCCAGUGUUCAAAGCAGCAAAGACAGCUUUGUUAAGUGACGGUGACCUCACUGACAAAUGCUGCGAGUGUAUUUCAUCAGUUCUCAAGGUGGAGCCUUCCCGUCUAGAGGAAUUAGACCUCAGCAGAAAUGAACUGCAGGACUCUGGAAUAGAGAAGCUCUCUGUCGGCCUGAAGAGUCCAAGCUGCAAAAUCCAGAGACUCAGGUAA
Molecule: messenger RNA, 1980 nt
Organism: Monopterus albus (swamp eel)
Lineage: Eukaryota; Metazoa; Chordata; Actinopteri; Synbranchiformes; Synbranchidae
Product: protein NLRC3-like
Molecular function (GO): protein binding
Source: RefSeq, a predicted model, not a curated record